AUGGCUACGUACGAUAACAAAAUCUGGCUUUUAAAAAACAUACGGAACGCCUUUAUCGCCACAGAUGACACUAGUUUAUGUGAAAUAGUGAUGGCAGGGGAAGAUUUCUCAAAAAUCUUUAGAUCGACACAUACAACAACAGGAGAAAUAGAUAGAACAAGGUCUGAUGAAGAUGAUGAAAAGGAAUUUGUGACCCAGUUUGACCCAUACCCGGACAUGGAAGACAGUGAAGAUGAUGAUAUCGGUGGCAGCUAUAUCCGUUAUGAAGAAUUUGGUGGACAUAGACAACGAUCAAAUACUGCUCAGUGGCUAGACAAAAAGGAACAAGCUUUAAAAAAGGCAGCAAAGAUUAAAGUCAUAAAAUGGGAAGACCCAACUCAACUAACAGCAGACGAUGUUGCAGAGCUAUUCGUGAAAUCUGCAGUUAUAAAACCUACAAAACAAAAGUCUUUAUUAGCUGAACAACUUGAAAAAUGCCCAGAAUUACCUCACCACCAAUAUCUGGAGUAUGCAAAGUUUGAUGGAACCGCACAACUAGGAUUGCCAACAAAAUCGUUUAAGAUAUUCAUGACAAUGCUGCCAGAAAAGCAUCAGAACUAUCCUCUAGUUGUGUGUGUUAUAGCCAGUGCCAAAAUUAAGGAUUUGAUUGGAUUCACAUGCUAUAAAUACAGCAUUGAACACCCUGAAGCAGUACUAGGCUCUGUCCACAACUACGGACUUUGUAUAGCAGAAGAUGACGGUGAAGUUGACUGGGCAUUCCCUUGUCUCGACUCCAAUGAACCGUGCUCAAAGUUUGGUUUCACAUGUCUCGGCCUAGUUGACUUAAAGAAUAAAAACUCUUUAAUACAGCCUCCCUUACCUUUACCUGAAGAAGGAAUGACUUUUGGUGGAGUGUUCUCAGGAUUCCCAAAAGCAACAGAUUCUGGACAGAGUAACCAGAAUCCUUCAAGACAUAAUACUGGUGGGAGUGCUACUUCUGAAGCUGUUCGUAGGGCUUUGAAUGCUGUUAAUGAAGAAAGAAGAGCAGGAUUUGAUGCAGAUACUAAAAUACGGCACAUAAUGACGGCAGAAGCGCCACAAUACAAAACGUAUAAAGUGCAAUUGUUACGAAAAGUCAGAACGAAUAUACCGGUCCAACUUGGAAUAUCAUUAGAUAGGAUAGAAGUUGAACCACUUGUUGCACAAAAACAUGUUUUUUGGGCUCGAUCAAAGUACUUCCUGCACAGUAUAGACUCUGUAGCCUGGUGUCAAAUAUUGGAAGCCAAAGCCAACAAAACUACGUUUAGGAUAGUUUAUUCGCCUAGUCAUAACACCCCUUAUAGUGAAAGAGGAAGUGGAGGUACAUCAAAUUUCUUCUAUUCAAAUAUAACGUACAAGCUCCAUGACUUCGAAUGCGAUCACGAUACGGCCAAGGAGAUUGUGGACAAAGUCAACACCAUUUUAGACUUGCGGAACAGCCCGUGCCGUCGCGAAUAUAAGACUGCAAAAGAGAAAAAGCUUCACAGCAGAAGGAGUUUUCAUUCAAAGCAUUUGAGCUGAUUUUUGCAUUUAGUAUGUAAUAAGGCACAUUUGUACCAAGUAACAAUUUGCUUGCAAGUUGAUAGAUCAACAUUUGAUUAUUGUAAAGUGGGGUUAUUUGUGAUAUUUAAAGUAAAACUUUAUCAUAUAUACAAACUUGUAUUCCAUUACUACAGUACGCAAAAUAGCAUGGGAGUAUAGGGAAUAUGUCAAUUUGGAUUUAGUUAUUAUUAGGCAAGUUUUUCAGGACUGUAGAAUCAGAGAUAUUCGUAUAUCAUGUUACUGUUUUUUUUUUAUGAACCAACUUGCAUGCAACUUGUCGCUUGCCCAUGAAAAACGCGCCUCUACUUCGUGUAAUGCAAGCAAACUUUAAUGCGGUGAAUUCUCAAUAGUUCCUAGUGUUCUUUAUAUGAUUGUGAAACCAUGCUAUAUUAAAUAACUCUCGUCUGAAAAGAUUAGACUUUAGCCGCGCGGUAGACAUGUAAACAAUACGGCGCGGCAGACCGAGCGAGGUUUGUGAAUUUAAACAGGGCAAAAUUUUAAAGGAUCGACAUUGAUUUAUUCCUACUAAAUACCGCUAAAACAACAGAAUUAGAAGUUUCCCGUCACGUUUUACUCUGUUCGAAAAGACUAGGUGCAUAGUCACACGAGUCGCAUUUCGACUAAUUUCCAAUUGCUAUUUAGUUGAGAUGCAGUCGAAUUGCAGUUCAUGUGCCUACACACCAACUUGUAUCUAUAACCGUCCUUCCUCAUGCCUAGCGCACCCAACUAGCUGCGCGAAGCGUAUAAUAUAAGGAUAAUAAAUUAACUAUAAAAAGUUUUAACAAAUAUCGAUCCAUCUUUCGCCUAAAAUGGAAUAUAUAGUACGUGGUUAGCCUUAUGAUUAUGUAACAAUAUAAUCUACCUCUCGCAACACUGCCUAAUACCUAUUGCUAAUUUUACCUAUAAUCUCAUAUGCAUUUUUAUUUGUGUGUAAAUACUCUUAAGUAAACGCAGGGCUGAGUGGCUUAGUCCUGCCGGCUAAACGCUUAUUGACUGAGCCGGAAGACAGAAUAUUAAUGCCACAGGCUGCUCUUCGGGUAGCCAACUGAAGAACCGAGACUUACAACAAUAAACCCAUUAAUGGUUCCACAUUGUAUUUUGGCUUUAGUGGAAACUUGCCCUAAAGCCUCAUGGACCCUGCCGAUAAAUUCGCGCUUCAGCUAUUUAUCUAAGCAUAUUUACAGAAUGUCCUGUAAGUGCAGUGGAUAUGCAAAGGAGAAAAAGCUCAAGUCGGAAUUAACUUUUGUUUGUGAAAUCUUUUAAAACAAACAAUCACAGUGGAAAAUGUAGGUGGUAGCUUUCAGUUUGCGCUAUCACCUUGUAUGUUAUCCUACCAUUUACAUUGUCGCUUACAACGCUAUAAUAAUGGCGUAUUUAUAAAUUGAUUUAACUUACUAUUAAUUAAUUGAUGAAGUGCUGUGUAAUUUCAUUCUGUGUAACAUUUUUGUAUCAAAAUUAAUUAUAAAGUACGCCCAUUCGCAACAAAGGGGACUAAAUGAUACCAUAUCUGUAUGAAAACUCUUCGAGUCUUCGCUAGUGCGAAUUUGUCGGCGUGCUGCAUAGUUAUUGCUAAAAUAUGGUCCCAGUAAGUUCAACAAUUUUGUUGUCCAGUAUCUUGAGUCUAUUACUCAGCCAUCCCAAUGCAUUUUGUUAUGUUUAAGUUAAAGUCCAAUUGGUUUUGGAUAGUGUAAUGUUUUGUAUACUGUAACUUAAAUGGGUUUGGUCGACAACUUUAUGUUGAAUUUUAUAAUUUGUGUAAAUAUGUAUAUUAUACAAAAAAACAUUAUCAUUUUUUUAAUAACUUAUUUGAAUUUGUAAGUUCCAAUUCGUUUUAAUAGCGUUUUUAUAUGUUAUGUGAAUAAUUUCAAAGUAUUAUAAGUAGAUUUUGAUUAAUUCCACCGAAUUUAGAAAUAUGUAAUAAAAUGAUUUUAAAUUUGUAUUCUAUUCACCAAAUAAUUUUAUUAUAUUCUUAAGAAUUUUAUCCUCAGAUGUUUCUCAGUGUUCAAUUAAUUAUUUAUCGAUGAAUUGUUAU
This is a messenger RNA of Hyposmocoma kahamanoa, 3592 nucleotides long. It is a transcript of the gene Sin1, whose product is annotated as stress-activated map kinase-interacting protein 1. The record is from RefSeq and is a predicted model, not a curated record. Bases 1 to 1539 code for a protein of 512 amino acids. Gene Ontology annotation, cellular component: cytoplasm; plasma membrane; TORC2 complex. Gene Ontology annotation, molecular function: phosphatidylinositol-4,5-bisphosphate binding. Lineage: Eukaryota; Metazoa; Arthropoda; Insecta; Lepidoptera; Cosmopterigidae. Gene Ontology annotation, biological process: TORC2 signaling. The transcript has 7 exons.